Fusarium sp. VM40 is the source of this 2718-nucleotide messenger RNA. The record is from the annotation of a GenBank genome assembly. Lineage: Eukaryota; Fungi; Ascomycota; Sordariomycetes; Hypocreales; Nectriaceae.
AUGGCUUCUGAGUACAGAAUACACAAGCCAUAUGUGCUGGCGACUCUUCCUCGACCCCUCGACCACACUGAAGGUCGCAUUGUUGCGCGGGAGGUUUAUGGCUUGCGCGAUGGCCAGAAGAAGAGGAAGAGGACAGAACUGGUUGUUGGUGUAGACGGAGAGACAACAAGCAUCUACGAUGUCCCCGCAUCAAGACUGAUAACUUCGUAUCCUAUUCCGCCUCAAGAAUCCUUCACCUGCGCUCCUUACUCGGUCCGAAUUCGACGAUCUGGCUCAAACGAUGUUUCACGGUAUACAUAUAUCGCUACCCGUGACUCUACCGGCCAAAAGAUCUCGCUCUUCAAGGACGUCGUGCACCAGGAUGGCAAGACUACCUCCACUACGAUCGCUUCUCCGGUUCUAAAGACAUCGCCUAUCCGAUACGUCACCUGUAAUUCAAGUGUUUCGGAGACUUCAAACGUAGGAGAUGUGAUCGUCGUCUGCCAGAAUGGCGAGUUUAUCUCCCUGUCCGCCGAGACCCUCGCGAUUCUAUGGACAUCAUCUUCGAAAUCUGCCUUACAGGACGCUAUCGCAACUCAGAUCGAGAGCUUCGAAGUGGACUACAUUACCUCAGGCACGCUUACUGAGUUUAGUGAGGGAAUCUUCAAGGACAAGCCUGAGAUCUUUAGCGCGCUUCCUAAAACUCCUGAUUCUGAGCCUGAGCUGGUUGCGCUUGUGUCGAAAACUCUCAGCCAAGGCCAGGAAAGUCGACAUUCAGUUGUUCUGGCUGUAGCUUCAGGGAUUUCUUCCGCUUCUUCAGAUAUUCAGAAGUUGUCGCCUCUCGAGAUCGUUCCUAUUGGCACUCCUUCACCCCGUGGUGCUGAAACAGCUGUCUAUCAAAUUGAUGUGCAAGCAGCUCUCCUUAUGCAGCUUCGACAAGGCUCUCUUAGCAUCUACGACCUCACCACCCCUGUCCCGAAGCUCAAGUCCGUGGUGCAAAUGGAGAACGCAGUUUCCUUCGCCCGCCUGUCACGACCAUUUGUUCUGUCAUGCUCACUCGAGUCUAUCGGUCUCUACAACCACCAAUACCGCUCGAUUCAUGCAAACGCAUCCCUUGACCUAUCCGAGGUCCUUACCGAAAGCGAAAAGCCUCAGAGCUGUCAAUUGAUUAGCUACUUGCGAAGCCAGGAGCUAGUCGUGGCCCUGGUAGAUAACGUCCUUGUCUCAAUCCAAAUCGAGCCCCCUAAGAGCCAUGGGAAGCGAAGGAAGCAGGGUUUGCUCAUUGACUCUAUUGGUCGUGGAACUGCCACCGAAAUCCCUGCGAAGAAAGCAAAGACAGACAAGCUAUCAGCGGAAUUCUCCAAAUAUGUCCCUGGCUCCAUGACGGAGCAGUACAUGACUAAGCUUCGCAGUGAACUUGACAUUGCAGACGGACAUCUUGCAAAGGGUGACCUUGGUGAAUGGGAGGGAUUGUUGCGAAGACGAUUCCGUGUAGGUCUACGAUCUGCAGCCGACGCCACCGAUGCAAAGGAGGAGAAGGACUCACAGGAACUUCCAGAGUGGGAGUGGCUCUCAGGGGGAGCCUCAUAUGCGAUGGUUGACCGACGUUGGGUUCUCUAUGCCAUUGGGCGAACAUUUUCCAUCUCCACGACUGAGGCUCCGGAAUCGCGCCCCAAGCUGCAACUCAUUCUACCCGACACAAAUGUCACAUCCUACCUGGUUGUUGCCGGACACCUGACCCUCUCAAACCUCAAGGCUGCAUUCAGAGAUGAAUUUGAUGUAGAGGCUCUUGACGGCAAAGCUAUUGUGGAGGACCUCCUGACAAGCCUGACAGAUGCUGAUCCAUCAAUGACGCUGGUGUUGAACUACCUUCAGGCCACCCAGCUUAGCGAGUUGGAACUCCUCCUGGCUAUUCGCGCUUUGAUGCUCAACCUUGACCUCAUCCCCGAUCCUAAGAAGCCAGCUAGCAACAAGCUUUUGAAGAAUGAGGCACAUGAUGGGGUUGAAAACUAUGAAAUGGAUCUCGACGAUCUUGAGCGAGACAUCGCGAUCACGGAAUACUACCUUGGCGACGACAGCAGCAGCCGUUCACGGGGACUCACAUUGGCGUUCACUAAGCUAUGGCGCUUGCCAGCGAUAACUACGGUCAAGGCUAUUCGGGCUACGCUCAAGACGGAGGAGAUUUUGUCUCUCAUCUACACACUCCGAGUGGAACUUGUCCGAGGUGCGUGGACAUCGCUGUACAUCGACCCAACAAGCUUUGAUUCCGAGGGUAAUGACCCGCCUCCGGACGGUGUUAUCACCUUGAUUUCGGACCUCCUCGGUCGAUGCCUUGAUGCUGUCGGUGCCGGUGGCUGGUUGUUGAACGACGCUAUCUCUAGUAACAAGUCCGAGACUGGCGAUCUGUUGACCGCGCUGAAGCUUGAGGUGACUGCUGCUCUUGAAGGCCUGGAGGAGGCUGUGUACCUCAACGGUAUCGUUGGCGAGGCAGUUGGCUUUGGCCUUGCAUCUCAGAAGGGCGGCGCAGGCCGACAAGUAUGGAACGCAAACAAGCCGGUCCCCAUGCAAAUGGAGGGUCGGGAAUCUCGACUGCUCCCGUUGGGACUCAAGACGAAGCAAAUGCCUACCAAGAGCAAGAUAGUGUCGGGCGGCGAGGUGGUGCAGCGCAGUACGCGAGAGACAGGCCACCUGAUCAGUCAGAAGGUGGAGGCAUACUCGCUAGAGAAGCUAGCAAUCUAA